Messenger RNA from Closterium sp. NIES-65, 5013 nucleotides. Lineage: Eukaryota; Viridiplantae; Streptophyta; Zygnematophyceae; Desmidiales; Closteriaceae. The record is from the annotation of a GenBank genome assembly.
AUGAUUCCGUCCAAUGCGCGUGCCAGAUCUCCACCAAUCAGGGUCCGCCGCGUGUGGGUCGCAUCGUGCCUGGCUCUGGCGUGCGUCGCGUGGGGCGCAGCGUUUCUCUUCCGCUUCACCCACCCGGCGCGCGGGGAGUGGGUCGCGGCGGGGAUCGGGGGUGUGGUUGCUGGCGGGAAUGGCUCCGACUGGCGAGGCGCGCAGGCGUGGAGGUGGUUGGGGGAAGGCUGGAAGGGAGUGGAACAGCGUAUUCGCAACGCGGCGUCGCCGCACGGAUUGGAAAAGUCGUCGGCUUCUGGAGAAGGCGUAUCUGUGGUGGUGGAUGGGUGGAUGGACAUGCGCGAGGCGGCGAGGCUGUGGCAACAACGCGUGGGGUGCGGGGAGUUCAGGCGCAAGUACGGCCACGCCGGCGCCCAGGGCCACGGCGCGCAGGCGAAGCGAGGACCAGCAGCGUUUCCCCCCAAUCCCAGCCUUCAGGACGUGAACUCGCCCGCAUGUGCGUUGCUCAACCUCUCCCACGUGGUGGUACACGUGGAGCAGCCUGAUUGGCUGGAGCCCACCGGGCUGGAUGGCUUCCACGUGUGCCCCAGAUGCAGCAUCACCUGCCAGCUCUCCUGGAAUCCCUCUCAACUGCCCACCACCCCCCACGCGCGCCUCUUCGUGCAUUCCCCCGACGCCAUGCCCCUCACGCGCGCGCCCACGGCGCCCCUGCGAGUGCUGCUGCAGAUGGAGGCGGACGGGGUGCUGGCGAGCGCGCAGGCGCAGGGGCGGGUGGACGUGGGCGUGGGGUACGGGGCAGGGGGCGCAGUGCAGGUGACGUAUGUGGACGUGGAGCGCACUCUCAGGGCGGGCAGGCAGCACCUGCUGGCCGACAGGAAGCGCCAAGUGUGUGAGUGGGGGGGCGCACAUGCAUGUUCUUGCACGCACGGCGCCUUGUGGUGUGAGCAGGGUGGUGGUGCAUGGCGUGAGCAGGGUGGUGCAUGGCGUGAGCAGGGUGGUGCAUGGCGUGAGCAGGGUGGUACAUGGCGUGAGCAGGGUGGUGCAUGGCGUGAGCAGGGUGGUGCAUGGCGUGAGCAGGGUGGUGCAUGGCGUGUGGUAGAUGCCUGCCAGCCUGACGUGCUGGUGCACCACGCCUCCUCCAACUGCGAGGUGCCGUGGCGCGCACUGCUGCUUGAGUCACUGCUGCCGCGGCUGCCCCACCACAGCUUUGGCGCCUGCAGCAACAACAUGGGCGGCACCAACCGCGAAGCAGCACUCUACCCUGCAUGCUCACACGCGUAUGUGGGUGAUCAGCGGCAGGAGGUGGCACACUGUGUGAAGUCGCACUACAAGUUUGACCUCGCUAUUGAGAACACCCGCGCCCCCAACUAUGUCACUGAGAAGUUCUACAGUGCACUUGAAGCAGGGACAGUGCCGGUGUACUUUGGAGCGCCGGACAUUGCCAGCUUUGCGCCGCCCGAGUCAUUCAUUGACGGGCGGCAGUUUGCCUCCCACCAGGCCCUGGUGGAUCACAUCAAUCGUCUCCACAGUGACCCGGGCAACCGGACGGUGGCGGCGAGCGAGGCGGACGGCAAGGCGGCGACGGAGCACGCGAAGAAGCUCGUCGACGUGCUCCUCGAGCCGCUCCUCGCGCUCGUCCGCGCCGCCAAUGCGCCGUGUUCGGCGGUGCUGGAACUCAACGACUCGCGCCACGACGGCCUCGUCGCCGCCGCCAGACGCGCAGCUGCGGAUCGCGUUUACAUGGGCGCGAAGAAGAAGCUGCUGGGGUGGUCGUCGUCGGCGACCGUCGCGCAGUGCCAGGCCAGUCUGCCGCCCGCGUGCCGCCUCUUCAUCGCUCAGGGCGGCUCGCGACUGCAGCGCCUACAAGCUGCGGGGAAGGCCCACUACGCCCACCCAACCCCCCCCCCGUUUUACACCUUUCCCUCCUCCGCCUCCGCGCCUUCCUCCGCCGUCCCUUCCGCUUCCCCACCCGCCGCGGACGUGCAACACCCGUCGCGCGGCAUUCCCCCCUCGAUCUCCUCCACCUCGCUCCCCCUGCAGGCCGCCGACGCCGCGCUCGCCUCCCCCUCCCCGAUCUCCUCCUCCGCGCGCUUCCCCUCCUCCGCGCAGGGCCAGAUGGAAGCCGCGCAGCAACAGGUGGGGGCGGCCAGAGAGGCGCCGGGGAACGCGGAGGAGAGCAGGCGACGGGACGGGUGGGGGGCGCACGCGCGCGGGCACAGGUCAGCGUCGUGCGGGGGCGGGGAGGACGCGGAUUCGGGGCUGCUGGCGCAGCAGCUGCAGGAGCUGAGCGCGCAGGCGGCGCAGGGGGGAGAAGGGGCGAGCCGGGCGGAGUUGGAGCGGCAGCUGCAGCAGGUGGUGGCGCUGCAGCAGCGCAUUCAGCAGCAGCUCCGCGGCAGCCCGCUCCCCGCGCCACACGCCGCUAGCACCGGCUCCGCGCCCAGCGCGUCCCCCACCAGCCAGGGCUCCGCGCAUGGCGCACCGGGCAUGGGCAUGGGCGCGGGCAUGGGCGCGGGCAUGGGCAUGGGCAUGGGCAUGCGCGCGGGGUUGAGUCUGUCGCAGGACUGCGACUACCCCGUGUCGCCAGGGUCGCUGUCGCAAGGCCACGCCACGUCGCCCCUCGGCCCCGGCUUCAAACCCCCCCGCUCUCCUGCUGGGGGAGCACGCGGAACCGCCGCGGGCACUGCGCCAUUCGCCCUGUCCCCCGACCUGGCAUCCCCCGCGUCGCAGCAGCGCCAUUUCCCGCGCAUUCUCUCCGCGCCCACCUCCUCUGCCGCCGCGGCUGCCGUGGCGGCUGCGGCAGGCGCGCAGGGGGACGCGGGAACGGCCCCCAGCAGCACGGGCAGCUCCCCCGCCACGUCCAUGGAGCGCCGCCUGCUGCCCCCCCGCCGCCCCUCCUUCGACGCGCGCGCCCUCGCCGCCCCCGCUGCAGCCGCGCCACCUGCGCCAGUGACGGGCGCAGCAGGGGGAGGCGCAGCGGGCGCGCGGAGGGGCGGGGGGUCAUUGUCGCGCGUGCGGAGCUACGAGACGCUGGUGGCGCUGAGAGAGGAGGAGGGGGAGGGGCACGGGGGAGGGGCGGAAGGCGAGGAGGGGGAGGGGGAUGGGGAGGGCGAGGAGGUGGGCCAUGGGCGGUCACUGGCGGAUGAGCUGGCGGCGCUGGCGGCGGAGGAUGAGGGGGGCGAGGGGGCCGAGCGCAAGGGGUCGACUGAGAGCUGGAGAGGGCGCGCUGUGAGCAGCAACCGUGGGGCGGGCAGCAGCGCGGGCAGUGAUGCCGAGGCUGCUGCUUGGGCGGCUGGACGCAACGGGACGACCAGCGCCCGCACGCCCGACAGCAUGCCAGCGCUGCCCUCGUCACUGGCCCUGGUGCAUUCUGGUGGUCUCCCUCAGAGUGGCGGUUACCAGUCAGGCAGUCUGCCGCAGUCGGGCAGCAUACCGGGGUCGGGGGGACUCAUGGCGGGCAGCAGCAUCGCCAGCACCGACACCUUCCUGCCUCUCGACAGCUUCGAGUCCUCGGAAGCUUCCCAGAACCGGCUGCCUUCGCGCUUCCAGCACCUGACAGCGAUGGCGGCGCGGCAUGGGCAGUCGCAGGGGCCGCUGCUGGCGGCCGCGUCGCAUGGCGCGCUGCACGCGCACUCCCAUGGCGCCUCCUUCGGCCGCGCCGCCUACAGCAGCGGCCAGCUCGGUGCGGGCGGCGGCGGGGCGGGCGGCGACGGGUUUGACUGCCGGCAGUUCACGGCGCAGCAGCUAGCGCGCGCCACGGGGGGGUACGCCAAGGAGAACCUUCUGGGAAGGGGGUCAUUCGGGCAGGUGUUCAAGGGCGAGAUGCUGGGGUGCAAGGUGGCGGUGAAGCGGCUGGAGGGGCAGGGGUGGCAGGGGCCCGACGAGUUCAGAGUGGAGGUGGAGGUGCUGUCGCGCAUGCGCCACCCCAACAUCGUGCUGCUCAUGGGCUGCUGCACCGAGGAAAUGGCUCUUGUCUACGAGUUCCUCCCGGGCGGCACGCUACAGGACAAGCUCGGCCCGCCCAAGGGGUCGGCGGCGGUGCCGCUGAGCUGGGCGGAGCGGCUGCGCAUCGCAGCGGAGAUGUCGUCAGCGCUGCUGUACCUGCACCAGAACGACCCGCCCAUCGUGCACCGCGACUUGAAGCCCGACAACAUUCUGCUGGACGGGCACCUGGCGAGCAAGAUCGGCGACGUGGGGCUGGCGCGGCUGCUGGAGGCGGACGGCGCGACGACCAUGAAGGUGCGCGGCACGGCGGGGUACAUCGACCCCGAGGAGGUGGAGACGUGUGAGAUCAGCGUGCUCAGCGACGUGUACGCGCUGGGGCUCAUCCUGCUGCAGCUGCUCACAGGGCAGAGGAGCGUCAAGGCCGUGCACCGCAUGCUCUCUGAAGCCGCCACCAAGGGCCGCGCGCGCCCGGGGGACGUGGGGCCGGGUGGGGCGAGCCGGGCGGCAGUGGCCGUGGUGAUGCGGUAUCUGGACACGGCAGGGGGGGAGUGGCGCGCGGAUCUGGUGGAGCAGGUGGUGGGCGUGGCGCUGCGCUGUGCGGAGCGGCGGAGGGCCAAGCGGCCGGAGCUGGUGGGGGAGAUCCACCCGCUGCUGGUGAGAGUGGCGGCCGAGGCGGAGGCGGAGGUGAAGCAGCGCAAGCAGCAGAUGGACUCGCAGUUCCUCUGCCCCAUCUCCAAGGUACCGUGCUCUCUCUCUCUUGGCCCUUUUCCCUUCCAAGCCGCUGGGACUUGCGCUUGCCCUACUUCCCCCUCUCUCUGCACCUCCCAUCCACCCACUCCCCAUUCAUAUUACCCCCUCUUGUGCCUUUCCGUGUCUCCUCUCUGCCCAUCACAGGAGGUGAUGCGGGACCCGGUGGUGGCGGCGGACGGGUUCACGUACGAGAGGGAGCACAUGGAGCGGUGGAUGGCGUCGUGCACGCUGUCGCCCGCCACGGGGCAGCCCCUGGCGCACUGCAGCCUCACCCCCAACCACGUCCUCAAAAACCUUAUCGCCUCCCACCGCCAGCGCUGA